UUGUUUACGUCCCCCGGUGGCGUGCGUGCGUGUGUGUUCUCUAGGGAGCGCCCUGGGUCCUGCGGGCUGAGUGCGCCCCGUUUACCUCGGGGUGUGUGUGUGUGUGUUUGUCUUCGGCUGCACGCGCUCCCUGGAUACUGACACUAGCCCAGUGUACCUUGAAGUGAGUGUCACACCGGUGUCCACUGGAGCAAAUGCGGAAUAAGAACCCGAGUGAAGGAAGUGGCCCAGUCGAUGGUCAUACCAGGCCUCCAACCCAGAGGGCACCUUCUGCAAAAAUGUCUGUGGAUCCCUUAUCCAGCAAAGCCCUGAAGGUCAAGCGCGAGCUGAGCGAGAACACACCGCACCUCUCGGAUGAGGCGCUGAUGGGGUUGUCGGUGCGCGAGCUGAACCGGAACCUGCGCGGUCUGUCGGCAGAGGAGGUGACACGGCUGAAGCAGCGGCGUCGCACACUCAAGAACCGCGGCUACGCGGCCAGCUGCCGUGUGAAGCGCGUGUGCCAGAAGGAGGAGCUGCAGAAGCAGAAGUCCGAGCUGGAGCGCGAGGUGGACAAGCUGGCGCGCGAGAACGCCGCCAUGCGCCUGGAGCUCGACGCGCUGCGCGGCAAGUGCGAGGCGCUGCAGGGCUUUGCCCGCUCGGUGGCCGCUGCCCGUGGGCCCCCGGCACUGGUGGCGCCCGCUAGCGUCAUCACCAUCGUCAAAUCGGUGCCAGGCCCUGCCCCCGCUCCUGACCCUGCCCCCUGCUCUUAGUACCCACCCCUUCCCCCUCUAUCCCGCCUCCCCCUCCCCCUCAGCGAUACCCUCUCCGACCCGAUUCCCUUCCCAAAGUGCCUGAGUGCCUCCUGCUCCUGGUCCCUUUCUCUGCCACCGCUACCCAGUGUGGUGACUUCACAUUCCUUUCCUGGGCUCUUUCUAACUCUUGCAGGUCCCGAGACUGGGACCUGGUGGCCCUGGGGAGGGGCAACUUUGCUAAGUUGAGGGGGAACGACGUUGGGGUCCUGGGUUUCCCUGGGCUGAAAGUCCAUCUCAGAUUGGAAGCGAGGUGGUGCAGAGAUGGCCUACAGAAGAGCUGGGGGGCGGGGAGGCUUUAGAUUGUACCAGUAUGCCCUUCCAAUCCUCCCAAGAUUUAGGACUAGGUGUGGCCUUGUGGGGCUGCCCUGUUGGGAAGCAGAACUCAAAAGACCUCCCAACUCUGCUUGGGACCUAGGAGACUCUUAGCUAGGGUCAGACUUUCUCAAGCUAAGAGUCUUUGGAGCAGACCAGUGGAGUUCUAACAAAUGGGGAAGCUGCCAUGCAAAACGACCCAAGGCCACACAGCACUGAGGGGUUGAGCUGCAACCCAAAAUGGGCCUCUCACGGCUGCCCUAACAUUCCAACCAUGGAUUGACUUCACGGGGGAACAGACACAGCCUGGGAGACCUUCAUCUACGAAGUGGGAGAGAGAAGCAGGAGAGAGAAGGUGAUACAAAGGGAUGAGGUGAGAAGCUGGCCAGCCAGAGGAGGAGCAAUGGAGAGACCUCUGUGGUAGGAAGAGACAGACACUACAGUCCUGAUGCAGGGAACGGAGAAAAGGGGGUCCCUUGGAAUUAAGGCUUCCACUUUGGUCUGGGCUAUCUGUGGUGUGGGGGCUGACCACUGGUCCCCUGGGAAGUCUGGCCCUAGCACCUCCCCAAUGCUGUAUACUGCUGACCCUCCACAUUCUUAUUUAUUGCACGGAUCUAAGUUAUUCUCACCAGACAGAGCCCAGCUUCUUUUCCCUGGGAAAUACGUGGGCCCUGAGCUGGACUUUAUAUUUUAUAUCUACAAAUAAAUCACAUUUAAUCUUAUAUUUAGGGAAAGCUGGAUGGCAACAACAACAAGGUUUUUUUAAAAAAUUGCCCAGCUCCCAGAGUUAUUUAUUUUCUGACUUAAAGUGAGCCAGUUAUCUGCCUUGAGUAUUUUGUAGACAUUCUGAAUAAAGUUGAGUUCUCUUUUCCAC
Messenger RNA from Chionomys nivalis (European snow vole), 1977 nucleotides. It is a transcript of the gene Maff, whose product is annotated as MAF bZIP transcription factor F. The record is from RefSeq and is a predicted model, not a curated record. Gene Ontology annotation, biological process: regulation of epidermal cell differentiation; regulation of transcription by RNA polymerase II. Bases 195 to 749 code for a protein of 184 amino acids. The transcript is spliced from 3 exons. Gene Ontology annotation, cellular component: nucleus. Gene Ontology annotation, molecular function: DNA-binding transcription factor activity, RNA polymerase II-specific; RNA polymerase II cis-regulatory region sequence-specific DNA binding. NCBI's taxonomy places the organism in Eukaryota, Metazoa, Chordata, Mammalia, Rodentia, Cricetidae.